AUGUCGACCCCGUCGCUGGAGUACCUCAACACCGUCUGGCAAUACCUGCCGCAGGGCCACGAGAAAGCGCUGAAACAAGCUUUCUACAACACCGCUGCAAAUAUUUUCGUCGUCAUAGCGGCCGCAGUCGCCGUCACAGUCUACUUCAUCCUCGCGCCUUUUAUCAGACCGCUGUAUUGGGCUUUACUUUGCGGUACAUUUCUGUACCCUUUCAAACGAAGCUUGACCAACCUUCUGCGGCAAUGGCUAAAGGGAUUGGACAAAUCGGGAACGCCUUUUGCAGUUGGUUUGGCUAUUCUGCCCCUGCAGAUAGGAAAUUCGCUGGCGGAAUCAAUUUCUACUAUAAUUUGGUCCAACAUCAAAAUAGUCCUUGGGCUUUUUCUGGGAAUUCCGAGCAUCUACUGGGUCUAUUACUUUACCCCUCUCCGCAAAGCAAUUCCGUUUUUGGGGAUGCUGCUUAGCUGGUUGUAUGAGUUUCUGGAGUAUUUCAGUACCAGCUGGGUUUGGACCUUCUUUGCCGCUUACCUCAUUGGUGUGGCUGUGCUAUGGAAGCCUUUACCCACUUCUCAGAAAUGGCUGCGCUACCUGUCGGCUCCAGUGUGGGUCUCCCUGCUGCUUCACUUUGCCAAUGCUGCCGGUCCUCUGAGAGUGCCUCUGUUCAUACUGAUGAUAUCUGUGAUGAUCAUCGGAGCGGUGGUUCAGAUGAAGCCUGAGGAUAGUCCAGAUGGGUCCAAGUCAGAUGUUGCAGAAACAGGAGAGGCCUCCAGUAAAGCUGCAAGUGAAGCUUCACUGUCUGGUAAAUCUGUCUCUUCAAAGACCGGCGUACCCGAGGAUGAAGAUGAGUCAGCAGAGAAAACACGUCCAGUGUCCAGCACGGUGCUAGAUAAAGGUCCCGUGGUCAGGGCACCACACUCGGGAGCUCCUCAGUCCAUACUCAAAUUUGCAGAUGCUCCAGUAGUCACCAAGCCCUCAAACCUGUCGCUGACUUUCUCGCAGUUUUCACAGGGCAGUAAACGCCACAAAGAUUCGCUUAUUUCUAUCAAUCAGAAGAGCACUACCAAGACCUCAAGGGUGGACCAGUGCUUCAUGACCCUGUUCUGGGGUCACGUGAUUGUUCGCCUGUGGAUGCAUGUCUGGCUGAUACUUCUGCUGCUGAUGUUGCCCGUUCUUCAUUUUGCUAUCAAGAAAGUUUUUAAGCAGUUCGACGAGGGUGGACUGUUUCACUCCACUGCCACAAAUGCAAAGAAUGCCAUGCUUCAGUGGCUCCGUGCUCGUGAGGAUGUACUGAUGCCUCAUUGUUUGAGAGGGCUUGGGAGUCUGUUGCUGAAAGGAGACCAGAAGAUCAUCAUGAUCCUGGAGCAAGGCUUGGACCAGGCCACCAGCAUAUUGUUUAUCCUGAUGAUGCUUGUGGGCACUGUCCUCUUUUCUGUCAUUGGAGCAGUUCAGAUUCAAAGAGAAACAAUGUUUAUGGUGACUUCUGCUCAGAACCUGUUGAAUAAGACCAUGAACUCUGAAUUUUCACAAUUUUUGCCGUACGCUGACAUGAUGAGGAAAACUAUGGACCAGGUUCUAGAGAAGACACAUGAACAUGGGAGGAACUUCAUUGCUUCCAAGGUGAAAGAUUUCUUGCCAGUUGACCAGUCAUCAAAACAGACGGAGAUCAUAAUUAACCAGACGCUGGAGAUGUGGGACAAGUUGUAUGAGACCAUGCUUCUGAGGGAACAGGCGACAAACACAAGUGCCGUAGCGAAGCCUGGACUGCAGGAGUUGACCUCCAUAGGUUCCCUCUGGCAGACGAUCAGCAGCGGCAAGGGUAUAUUCCAGAUUACGUGGAUUGUGGAUUUUGUCAAAGAGAAUCUUGACAUGUUUAUGUCGGUUUGGGAGUCCAUAUGGAUGGUUCUCAAGAGCAACAUGAAUUUGUUCUUUACCGUCAUCACCACGAUCCUCUCCGCCUUACUUGGAGGGGGGACGGCCAUCUUGAAUUUUGUUAUUUCGGCUAUCAUUUUCCUGACUACCCUGUUCUACCUGCUGGCUUCCAGUGGGGACAUGUACAAACCUGCGGAGCUGUUCUCUAACAUGAGCCCCGGAUCUACAGGAAGCAGAUUCGGCACUGCUGUGGAGUUUGCCAUCAGUAAUGUCUUCAAGGCGUCCUUGAAGAUGGCUUCAUUUUAUGGCCUCUACACCUGGCUUAUCCAUUUGAUUUUCGGCCUUGAUAUUGUGUUUCUACCUUCAGCCCUGGCCGCAUGUUUUGCUGCUGUCCCCUUUCUCGGUCCAUACUGGGCGGCGCUGCCAGCGGUCUUUGAACUCUGGCUUGUCCAGGACGAUGGUCUGAGUGCCCUGUUGCUCUUCCUCGCCCACAUGGCCCCAGCAUAUAUUGUGGACACAGCAAUCUAUAGGGAGAUUGAAGGGAGCCACCCUUAUGUGACUGGUCUAGCCAUCGCAGGGGGCAUGCUGUUCAUGGGACUGGAAGGUGCCCUUAUUGGCCCCAUUAUCCUGUGCUGUCUGCAUGUGGUUCUCAACAUGUACAGCUCCAUGCUGCAGAAUGAGCCCGCCACGCCCACGCCAGGUCCGUAA
Messenger RNA from Candidula unifasciata, 2574 nucleotides. NCBI's taxonomy places the organism in Eukaryota, Metazoa, Mollusca, Gastropoda, Stylommatophora, Geomitridae. The record is from the annotation of a GenBank genome assembly.